Phodopus roborovskii (desert hamster) is the source of this 1478-nucleotide messenger RNA. RefSeq names its product ribosome binding factor A (gene Rbfa). The record is from RefSeq and is a predicted model, not a curated record. Lineage: Eukaryota; Metazoa; Chordata; Mammalia; Rodentia; Cricetidae. The coding region runs from base 36 to 1091 and encodes 351 amino acids. The transcript has 6 exons. Gene Ontology annotation, biological process: rRNA processing.
GCCGCCUGGGGCUUGCACGCCGCGCGCUCCGCGGGAUGUGGGCCGGGGCCGCGGGGCUGAGGGCCUCCUGCGCCCGGCUGCAGGCCCUGCGGGGCGGCCGUGGAGCCGAGCUUCUUCCCGGCCGCGCGCAGGCCCUGCACACCUCCGUCGCCUCCUGCGGCAGCAAGAACUUGCUCAAGAAAUUUGCCUCGAAAACCAGAAAGAAGUUCUGGUAUGAUGGCCCAUCACUGGGGUCUUCCUUGACUCACAAGCCAUCCAAGUUUGAGUUCCUCAUGAAAAGCACCUUAAAGAAGGCCAGGAAGGAAGACACUGUGCGCCUGAGAGCCCUGAAUGGCCUUCUCUACAAAGCACUGACAGAACUGUUGUGCACCCCUGAAGUGAGCCAGGAGGUCUACAACCUGAAUGUGGAGCUCUCCAAGGUCUCUGUGACUUCAGACUUCUCAGCCUGCCGAGUAUACUGGAAGACAGGUGUCUCUGCCGACCAGAACAGGCACACGGAGGCUGUCCUGCAGAGGAGCGCUGCCUACAUAAGGCAUCUUCUGAUGUCUCAGCAGACCCUGAGAAAUGUCCCGCCUAUAGUGUUUAUUCAAGACAAAAAAGACAUAAUUCUGGCUGAGAUAGAUCAGUUACUGGCAGUGGCUGACUUCGGACCCCCGGAUGAAAGGGAUGACUUGGCACAAAGUGAUUUGAGGAACCCUGAUGCCCUGCCAUCACACGAUGCUGAAGAACCAGCCACACACCCAAAUCUGUGUGGGAUUGACCACGAGGCACUGAAUAAGCAAAUAAUGGAGUAUAAACGCAAGAAGGAGAAAGGGCUUCAGUGUGUGAGCCUGGCACAGCCAUCAGCAGGGAAGCAGGGCCCCGACCUGACUCAUUUGCUGAGAAGGAGAAAGAAGACAUCAUCCCGUCGGCACCAGGACACUUCCCCCAGAAGCUUCCUUUUGGGUGAGGAGGACCAGGAGGAGGAGGAGGAGGACGACGGCACCACAGAGUAUGAAUGCCAGGCCCAUGAGGCAGAAGAAGAUUGGGAAGCAGAGGCCAGAGGCGAUGGGGUAAAACAGGGACUCUGUGGUGAAAGAGGGCAGAGGUAGAGGGGAGGCCUCGGCGCUGCCUGCCUCUGCCUGUGGGUCAGACUGCAGAGUUCGUGAUCUGUACUUCAGAGAUGGUUGACGAAGGCAGAGCUCAUGGUGGAGGCCAUCCUCAGGCUGUUUGUCAUUCAGCUAGCUGUACAAUUUCCUGUCCCAACUCACUGGGAUUUUUUUCCCAGAAUUCAUGUGUAACCAAAAAAUAAAUGACAUCCCCAAGAGACAUAAACAUGGUCCAUCUUACCUCCUCACAUUUCCUGGCCCAGCAGCCUGGCCUCACUGGCAGGAGAGUUAAACACAGCACGCAUAGGCCUAUCUCUCCAGACCUCCGCAGCCAGGUAUCAGUGCUUGGUCCCUGGAUGACUUCUCUUUUAAUAAAACAUUUUGUAUUUA